AACACUCCUACACCGCAACAGUAGUUGGUGAACCGUAAUGCUUCGGAGGAGUCUUGCAGAAAAAUGCUUUCCAAUCUGGUUGGUCAGUUCUGUCUUUGAGUGCGAAUUAGACGGUUUGUUUAGGAAAGUGUUUAGCACCACCACAUCAACCACCACCAUAGGCAAGCGGCGGGGGCUGCAAAUCAGUUCAGUUACUUGGCCUGUUAAGGCAUCCAACGGCCCUAAGGUAUCAAUGUUAAUGAACCAACUCAUCUGAUAAGGCACACGCACGCACUCUACAGUAGCCUGACAAAACACUCAGAACGCAACGGGCCGUGGAAAACUAAUCGAUCAUAAUGGACCUCCCAAUAAUGGGCCAGGUGGAAACGUUUGCUAGUCGUUUUCGUUCAUCAGUCGCCGCCGGCAACAUGAGCAACGCACAUGGUGGUGGUGGUGCAAAAACCAUGGAAUGCGACCUGAACAACAACGUUGGAAAAAUAAUUUCUCCCGAGCUGGAAGUUUCCGAACCGUACGAGAUUCGACCGUUUUUCGAUGGAAAAAACAUCUUCGUAACCGGCGGUACGGGGUUUUUGGGCAAAGUGUUAAUCGAAAAGCUGUUACGAAGUUGCGAUGGGAUAAAACACAUCUACGUCCUGUUGCGACCGAAGCGUGGACUAACCAGUGAACAGCGCUAUCGAGAGUUCGUCAAGCACCCGGUCUUCGACAGAAUCCGAGCGAAGAUGCCAUACGUGCUGGAAAAGAUGGUCUACAUCGGUGGCGAUAUAACGCUACCGCUUUUGGGACUUUCGGAGAAAGAUAUGCAACUGUUGAUAGAAAGUGUGAACAUCGUAUUCCACGUGGCUGCUACCGUUCGUUUCAACGAAGGCUUGAAGGAAGCCGCGGUACUGAAUACGGUCGGCACCCAACAGAUGCUGGACCUGUGCAUGAAGAUGUUACAUUUGCAGAGUGUCGUCCACGUCUCAACCGCAUAUAGUAACCCUAACAGGAAAGUGAUUGACGAAGUGGUAUACCCUCCCACGAUGGAUGCAAACUCCUUCAUACAAUGCAUCAACAUCCUGCCAGGGGAUGUUAUCAAUGCAUUAGCUGGGAAGCUGCAGGGAACUCACCCGAACACGUACACAUUGACGAAAUCAAUUGCAGAGCAGCUGGUAUCGGAGUAUAGCCGCAAGCUACCGAUUUGUAUUGUGCGGCCAUCCAUUGUGACCGGAGCGAUAAAGGAACCGUUUCCAGGGUGGAUCGACAAUGUUUACGGAAUAACGGGCAUAAUGAUGGAAAUUGGACGGGGUACUAUUAGCAGUAUAAUGUGCGACCAGAAAUGCGUGAUGGACGUCAUUCCGGUGGAUAUCGUGUGUAAUACGUUAAUAGCAGCUGCGUGGGAGAACGCUUCGAUCGUGUCCGACUCGAUACGGGUGUAUAACUGCACCUCCGGAUCAGUAAAUCCAAUCAAAUGGCACGAAUAUGGCGAUAUAACUGAAAAAUGGUCCGUCAAAAAUCCAACCAAAUACGUCAUGCUAUAUCCCGGCUUCCGGUUCCGUACCAACCGGAUUCUGCACAAGAUCGUGGAACUGUUUUUGCACUUUCUCCCUGCUUACCUGUUCGACAUAGUUAUGCGCGCCCAAGGGACCAAGCCCAUUAUGGCGAAAAUUGCCAAACGUUUCCAGAAAGCGGCUGACACGGGCGAGUUCUUCGCCAUGCACGAGUGGACCUUUCGCAUACCCAAUCUGACACGGUUGACGCACAAGGUACGCCACGCUCGGGAUGGCAAUGAAUUUUCUAUGGACAUGAGCGACAUGAGCUGGGAUAGCUACAUCGAAAAAUACAUGCUUGGAAUUCGAACCUUCGUGCUGAAGGACAGCUUGGACAGUAUGGAGAAGGCUAGGGCGAAGCUUUGGAAGUUGUACUGGAUUAAGCGUUUACUGCAAGUGAUCGUACUUUUUCUAUUUUAUCAUUUCUGCCUCAAAGCACUAAUCUUCUAGCGAGAUGUCAUUUGGCGAACUAAAACAUUAGUAAGGGAUUAUUAGAAAUAGUCAAAGGGGCUUUUAAGAAUUUUAAAGGGGAGAAAAAGUUCACGAAAUAUAACAAGUCCUUUUUUUUCAUUUCGUGUCUAUAUCGUUCUCCAGUUGGCUCAAUUCCAAAUUGUCCAUUGUUUUUUAACAAAGUUAAUUUUAAACUUAAUUUGAAUGCAAUGGAGUAAAAAACCGCAAAAGUGCUUAAAUUCUUUAUGAAACCCAUUUGGUUUUGCUUUGAAAUAAUAAAAUUGUGCUCUUCUACAUGUGUACCGUACCAACGUUUCAGACAAUCGAAAAACAUUGCAUUGUAAUACUGAUUGUAUAUUUUUAUAUUUAAUUAUAUAAUAAACAUUGAUUCAA
Messenger RNA from Topomyia yanbarensis, 2369 nucleotides. RefSeq names its product putative fatty acyl-CoA reductase CG5065. The record is from RefSeq and is a predicted model, not a curated record. The coding region runs from base 336 to 1976 and encodes 546 amino acids. The transcript is spliced from 5 exons. Lineage: Eukaryota; Metazoa; Arthropoda; Insecta; Diptera; Culicidae. Gene Ontology annotation, molecular function: alcohol-forming very long-chain fatty acyl-CoA reductase (NADP+) activity. Gene Ontology annotation, cellular component: peroxisome. Gene Ontology annotation, biological process: long-chain fatty-acyl-CoA metabolic process.